This is a messenger RNA of Diaporthe amygdali, 801 nucleotides long. RefSeq lists its product as uncharacterized. The record is from RefSeq and is a predicted model, not a curated record. Lineage: Eukaryota; Fungi; Ascomycota; Sordariomycetes; Diaporthales; Diaporthaceae. Bases 1 to 801 code for a protein of 266 amino acids. The transcript has a single exon.
AUGCAAGAAUGGGAAGAGCCGCACCCCGGUCGACGUUUGUCUUGCCCGGCUGACACGCCGACCGAGUGGGUUACGUACAUUGGGGACGGAAGGGGUGGCAUGGCCGCAAAAGGCCAGAGGCCACGCGGCAUGGGCUUCGAUUCCGCCCGCCGGUCAUCCGACGCUGGUGGGCACGGGCACGGGCACAACUGGCACAGGAACGUCCGCGGGCGGAACCUGCCUAAGCAGCUGAUCAUAACCUGCUCGAGCCAUGACGAGAAGCCGGAAAUACAUACUGCUCCACUACCGCGCUCCCGUGCGGAGCUUUAUGGAAGCACCACUAUCAAGCAAAAUGCCAUCAUGGAGGCCACGACGCAUGAGCUGGAUGGGUUUUCUGCCGAUUUGACCGACAACGAGAGUGACACAACCAUGGUCUCGCCUUCCCCUGAAACAAGCGCCUGCUUCCAGGACUCUCCUGCUCAAGGGCUUCAAUUCACCGACUUCUCAAACUACCUGGGCGAUUGCAUGGACACCGACGAUACCGACCACAGCUCCUUCACUCUGGGCACAGAUACCGAUCUUUUCUCUGGCAGGGCCUCCGACGAGGACCUCUACGGGUGGGAUGCUGUUAUGGACCGCAGGUUCAUAAAUCCUUUUGAGGACUCGGUGACAGCAUCUCAAUCUAGACGCGGCAGCAGAUCGAAGCGCAGCUUGUUGCAACGAGUCUUAAGCUCCGGUGGGCUGUCUGCGCGGAAUUCGCUAUCAGACUCUUCGGGUCCCUACUCCUUUGCCGACGGCGAAGCACCGCCACCAUGCGGUUAA